Molecule: messenger RNA, 1647 nt
Organism: Thyridium curvatum
Lineage: Eukaryota; Fungi; Ascomycota; Sordariomycetes; Thyridiales; Thyridiaceae
Exons: 2
Coding region: 1-1647 (548 amino acids)
Molecular function (GO): monooxygenase activity; oxidoreductase activity, acting on paired donors, with incorporation or reduction of molecular oxygen; heme binding
Source: RefSeq, a predicted model, not a curated record
AUGCUUUCUGUGUCUUCCUUGCCAAACAGCAGUGUCCUUCAUGGUACUGUCUACGCUCUGUUAUUCCUGGUCAUUACGCAGACAAUACUCUUCAUCCUCGGUGCCCUCCGCCCAAAAGGCUUCCCUCCUGGCCCGAGAGGGUUACCCGGCCUGGGCAACCUCCUGCAGAUUGACAGGAAGUUCCCAUUUCGUACGUUCACCGAAUGGGCCAGGAAGGUGGGUAAGGAUACUCCCCUAGGAUGGAAAUCGGCUAUGAACAACGUCAUCGUCCUUAACAGCGCGCGGCUCGUUCACGAGCUGUUCGAUAAGCGCGGGUCUGUCUUUAGCGACAGGCCUUACAUGUACAUCAACGCCGAAUGGAUCGUGCGGUACGACUUCAAGGUCGCCGUGUUUCAGAAUAACGAUGCGUGGCUAAAUCGCUGGCGCAAGGAUGUCGCACUCAUGUUGAGCUCGGCAUCAAUCAAGAAGCUGGCGCCUGUCUAUGAGGCCGAGGCAGCGAGGCUGUUGGUCAAGGUCCUGGAGUCGGGCCCGGCCACGGGUCACAAGCUCAUGGACGUCUUGACCAUGGGCAUGCUCAGCGUGCCGUGCCUCGAGCUAUGCGGGAGGCGACCGGAUGACCUAGGUGUCUUUGAGAACUUUAGACACGUCAUGGAAACCUGGUUCUCUCUCGUCACGCCGGGCGCGACCGACGUUUUUCCCCUUCUGCGCUGUCUACCCGGGUUUCUCGCACCGUGGAAGUACAAAGCUCAGGAAGUCAGAGAUUCCCUACUCGUCCCUGGAAAUGCUGUUCUGCAGGCGGGGAGAGCGCAGCGUGCUUCCUUGGACGCCGGGUCAAGCGGGUUUGAAAGCUUGCUGGCCAAGAUACUUAGAGACCAGGCUGGUCAGAAGGAACCCUUUUACACGUCGAGGGAGCUGAGCUUAAUUGCUGUGACAAUGCUCAUAGGCGGAUCAGACUCCUCUUUGGUCUUGUUUUCGACUGCUCUUUCAGUUUUUGCCCACUAUCAAGACGCGCAGCGAAAGGUCCGCACUGAGAUCCUCGACUUGCUCGGCGUUGCGCCACCACGAGUAGCGAAUCUGCCAGAUCUUCGCUUUUUGGAAGCUUGUUUCAACGAAAUUCUCCGCUGGCGUCCUGUGGCCCCGAUGGGCAUUCCCCACGCACCAUCCCGGGACGAUACAAUCAACGGCCACCGCAUCCCCAAGGGAUCCUCGAUCAUCCCCAACGUAUGGAACAUACACCACGAUGAAGCUGACUACGAGAGUCCAGAUGAGUUUAUUCCGGAGCGCUUUCUACGUCACCCAUUCGGAAUGAGGGUGGACGAUGAGCACGAACCCGCACGCCUGGAGAAGCAGGGCCGGCGGAUGAACUACACUUUCGGGGCUGGCAGAAGGGUAUGUCUGGGCAUGGAAUCAGCUAAGAAGAGCUUCUUGAUCGGCAUGGCAAAGUUCCUGUGGGCUUUUGAAGUACACCCUCGAGACCCAGGGCGAGGGGUUGACCUCAGUCUUGACACUGGGUUUAUUUCUGAUCUGACGCUGAAAGUGAAGGAACUAGAUAUAAUGGUCAAGCUGAGGGAGGGCCUGAGCCGAGAGGAUAUAUUCAGACACUAUGAAGAUGUGUACACAGAUGAGGCCAGGCUGAUGGAUUGGUAG